This is a messenger RNA of Lachnellula hyalina, 726 nucleotides long. RefSeq lists its product as uncharacterized. The transcript has a single exon. Bases 1 to 726 code for a protein of 241 amino acids. The record is from RefSeq and is a predicted model, not a curated record. Lineage: Eukaryota; Fungi; Ascomycota; Leotiomycetes; Helotiales; Lachnaceae.
AUGGUUAUGAGCAUUAUAAGCCCAAAAGCCGGCACAGCACACAAUUGCCAAAAGAAAGGUCAUUACUCGCAACAGCCACAUCGAAACAAGAUGGAAAACCACCCAGAAAUCCCUCAGCAACCAGAAAGCAUAAGCCAGAGUCGAACCCUCCAAGUCGACUUCACAUGGAAGAAAUGGAAAGCCCUGAUUUCAGAAAAAGACGACCCUGCAUCAAAACCAGUCUACAUAAUCGAUUUCCCCUUCAAAACAGCACCUUCUCUAGUCGUCAAAUCCGCCGCCGACGAUUCAACAAUCGGUACGGGGACUCUGCGCCCGAUAUCCAUCAACGCCUCCUGCGAACUGCACGGGUCACCCAUCGAACUAACCGCGCAGAAGCGGUUCAAAACCCAAUACACGCAUCUCUCACACUCAUUCUCCGACACAGAUGCGCCGGUCCCCAUGCACUGGACCAGCAGCAGCGGCUUCACGACCUGGAAUUUUAUCUGCCUAGACCAGAACCAGUUGCCCGUGGCAAAGUUCUCGGCAAGUGUAUGGGCGGUGAAGAAGAUAGGGAAUAUUGAGUUUUUGGGAGAGAAAGCUAUGAGCGAUGCUGCGAGAGAUGAGAUUGUUGUCACGGGAUUCACUUUGUAUUGUUGUAUGCUGCUGCGUUGUAAUAGUGUUCUGUCCUUGUUUGGUGCUGUUUUCUCACGGCCGGGGCAUGAUGACAAGGGUAAAUUGGGGUCAUAA